GACGUAACGUCGGGUUGAAGGGAGAGCGCGGGGAGGGUUUUGCGGUUUAGCUCUGCAAACGCGGGUUAAGUUAUCAACAUGAGCCUCUGGGUGGACAAGUACCGGCCGACGUCCCUAAGCAAACUGGACUACCACAGGGAACAAGCCAGUCAGCUCCGUAAUCUUGUGCAGUGUGGCGACUUCCCUCAUUUACUGGUAUAUGGGCCUUCAGGCUCAGGAAAGAAGACCAGGAUAAUGUGUUUGCUUCGUGAGCUUUAUGGUGUGGGAAUAGAGAAGCUAAGAAUUGAACAUCAAACAAUUACAACACCAUCUAAAAAGAAGCUGGAAAUAAGCACAAUAGCAAGCAAUUAUCACCUUGAAGUGAAUGCAAGUGAUGCUGGGAACAGUGACCGAGUGGUUAUUCAAGAGCUAAUUAAAACAGUGGCACAGUCUCAACAACUUGAGACAAGUACACAGAGAGACUUCAAAGUUGUAUUACUAACAGAAGUUGACAGACUAACAAAGGAUGCCCAACAUGCGUUGAGGCGGACAAUGGAGAAGUACAUGUCUACAUGCAGAUUAAUUCUUUGCUGUAACUCAACAUCAAAAGUUAUUCCUCCUAUUCGUAGCCGAUGUCUUGCAGUCCGUGUCUCUGCACCUAGCAUUGAGGAAAUUUGUCAUGUUCUAAGUGGAGUUUGCAAGAAAGAAGGCCUCAUACUUCCUCAGGAAUUGGCUCGGAAUAUUGCUGAAAAAUCUGAUCGGAACCUGAGGAAAGCAUUGCUUAUGUGUGAAGCUUGCAGGGUCCAACAAUAUCCAUUUUCAGCCGAACAGGACAUUCCUGAGACAGACUGGGAAAUAUAUCUUAGAGAAACGGCAAAUGCCAUUGUCAGCCAGCAAACACCACAAAGGCUGCUGGAAGUCCGUGGACGUUUGUAUGAGCUACUGACCCACUGCAUACCUCCUGAGAUAAUAAUGAAGGGGCUCUUAUUAGAGUUGUUAAACAACUGUGAUGGUUUACUUAAAGGGGAGGUUGCCCAGAUGGCUGCUUAUUAUGAACAUCGUCUACAGCUUGGCAACAAGGCCAUCUAUCACCUGGAAGCAUUUGUGGCUAAAUUUAUGGCCAUUUAUAAACAAUUCAUGGAAGAUGGUAUGGAAGCCAUGAUAUUCUAAUAAAUAUUCUGUUUCAAGAUGUUUUUCAGCUUUGAAAGAAUGUGAAUAUAACUGGAUGAGUCUUUAUAUGCUUUAGAAUCUAAUCUGAUACUUGUAAUACUCUUAUAAUUUACUCGGAAUAAACCUAGCCAAGUUUUGCACAAGCCCCUUUGUCCCAAAAUAGCAAUACACAACCUGAUAGGCUGUAAAUAAUUGCCUGAAUACAUAAUUAAAAGGAUUAAUAUUAAUGAAAAUCCAUUUGUGUUUACUUUGAUUUCGUUAUUUUCAACUAAAUGUAAUUGCUUUGCUUUUGGAAUUAGUUUGUAAGAUAAUGGAGGAAAAGGGAACAGAAGCAGAUUGGAAGAGAAAAACUUAGUGUAUUCUGUUCUGUCUAAUUUGGAAAAGUUUGUACUUCUAAACACAUGAAGUAUGUUUCUGAAGUUAAGUAUAACUAUGAUUUUUAAUGGAUAAUUGAUGUAUUUGUAUCCUGUAUGUUGACCAAUAGAGAAUUGGAUAUUCUUAGUCAAUUUUACAAAAAAUCUCAAAAAUAAUUUGCAUUGAGUCACUAGAAAAGAAUUUGGUACCAAACGAAUGGGAAUUUUGUAAUCAAUAUGAAUGGUGAUCUUUUUGCAAAUCUUUAUUUGUUCAUUGGAUUUCAAAAUUCUUCACAGAAGUGAAGAUAAAAUUUGUCGUACUUUGGAUUGAACACAACUUUAAAUUGAAUUAAUUUGCACUUGUAACAAAACUUCUCUGUUGUACUUCUUUUCCCCCCAUCUAUCCUUAACCUUGUCAAGGAAGAAUAUUCUUGAUUAUUAUUAAGAAUACUUCCAUACUUUUCUAAAUGUUGCUUUUGGACUAUCUUCAAUCAUAUUUAUAUUAAUGCAAACUGAUUUUUUUUGUUCCUGAGUUACCUUGCUGUAGAUGCUGGCUGUUUCAGGCCUUUAUUUACCUCAAGGGGCUUACAGAAUCUAAUAUUCAAACUAAGCAUUUUUAUUUGUUUAAUAUACUUCUGCAAUUAAAAGACUAAUAUAA
Messenger RNA from Hypanus sabinus (Atlantic stingray), 2160 nucleotides. RefSeq names its product replication factor C (activator 1) 3 (gene rfc3). Gene Ontology annotation, biological process: DNA-templated DNA replication; DNA repair. The coding region runs from base 79 to 1149 and encodes 356 amino acids. Gene Ontology annotation, cellular component: nucleus; DNA replication factor C complex. The transcript is spliced from 9 exons. Gene Ontology annotation, molecular function: ATP hydrolysis activity; DNA binding; DNA clamp loader activity. NCBI's taxonomy places the organism in Eukaryota, Metazoa, Chordata, Chondrichthyes, Myliobatiformes, Dasyatidae. The record is from RefSeq and is a predicted model, not a curated record.